AUGUUAAUGAGGAACAUUGAUGUGGCUCGUGGUUUGUGCAAUGGAACUAGACUUAUUGUUGACAAACUGCGUCCUAAUUUAAUCUAUGGAAAAGUUAUGAAUGGAACUAAUGCUGGGGAGAUGGCUUAUAUUCCUCGAAUGAGUAUUACCCCUUCUGAUAGUGGCUUACAUGUAAAGAUUCAACGACGGCAAUUUCCUGUUUGUGUUUGUUUUGCAAUGACAAUAAACAAGAGUCAAGGACAAACUUUGGGUAGAGUUGGUGUUUUUCUACCAAGACCUGUUUUCUCACAUGGUCAACUCUAUGUUGCUGUCUCCCGUGUGAAAUGCAGAGAGGGAUUGAAGAUUUAUGUUGAAGGAACGGAUUCUUUGUUGGUAAAUGAAACAAAGAAUGUUGUUUACAAAGAAGUGUUUAAAAAUUUAGGAUAA
Molecule: messenger RNA, 426 nt
Organism: Lotus japonicus
Lineage: Eukaryota; Viridiplantae; Streptophyta; Magnoliopsida; Fabales; Fabaceae
Exons: 1
Coding region: 1-426 (141 amino acids)
Source: RefSeq, a predicted model, not a curated record